CCUUUAUUCGUCGUUGAACUUAUUAAAUAUGUUUCCGUCUUUGGAGCAAAGUGGUACGUUCCACUAGUAUUGAAGGCAAAGCUGAAACCGAAUUGUCCACCAAGAGGAAGAGCCGUCGCUGGCGCUUUCCCCCGCAGCAUCAUUUAAAAAGAAAAGGCUGUACGAUUUCUUUAGCUUGUAGUCUUCCAGACAGGUCGCCAUGGCUCUGUGCGGGGGUGUCGGAGCCAUGGCUUUGCCCAGCGAGCUUAUCGUCCACAUCUUCUCCUUUCUGUCCGACCGAGACAAGCUCCGGGCCUCGGCUGUGUGCUCUCGGUGGAGGGAGUGUCUCUUCUACCCCGCGCUGUGGACCGAGCUCAAGCUGCGGAUAGGUGGAGGCGGCUGUAACGGCUCCGAAGACACCUCCAAGCUGGAGUUCCUCAUGCGGAAGUUCGGCUCCUUUGUGCGCGAGCUGCAGCUGGAGCUCGCGCCGGUGGAAGGUAACGUCAGCCCGCUGAACAACGACCCGUCGUCGGCCAGGAUGGAGCAGCCUCUCGGUCCUGAUGGCGACCAGCAGCACUCGGAGCGAUGGAGGGACGCCAUGGCCACCUUCUUGGACCAGGUGUUGUGCGUGUGUACCAGCAUCCGAAACAAUAGAAACUUGCAGAAGCUGAGUCUGUAUGGAGACACCUUUAUGCUCCAACAGGAAGGACUGCUGGACAACUCCAUCCUGCAUCAGAUCCACCAGGGAGACAAGAAGAUCAAUGAAAUCCAGCAGCUGUUCAUGGAGCUGCUGUCCAACAGCAGGCAGCUCAGAUGGUUGUCCUGCAGCUUCAUGCUGGGUCUGGUGACUCCCUGCUCCCUGGCCUGUCUGUCCAAUCCUUCAGCCGAGACCCUCCAGCACCUUAGUCUACUGGACCACCAGCAUGGUCCCCUCAUCCCACCGUCAGAGCUGGACCGGCUGUCCAACAUUCACUCCCUGGCUUUGGAGUUUUCUGACUUCACCUCAGAGCUUUGUGGUUUGUUAGCAUCGCCGCGGCGAACCCCGCUUCACCGCCUGGCCCUGCUGCUCAACGGCGCCGCCCUGGAGUUCAAACAGCUGGAAGGGACGCCUACCGAGGACGACUGGAAGGCGCUGAUCCGUGCGAGCGCCAACCUUCGAGUGUACAUCAUGGCACUGGAGGUGGACAGCUCUGAGCUCCUCCGGGUUCUAAAGCCCAGCCUUCCCCUGGAGCGGCUUCACCUGGACAGCUACGGCACGAUGGUGAGCGACGCCAUUCUGGAGCUCAUUGCUCAGCAGUACAACAAAACACUGACCCAUUUCCUGCUCCUGAGGGAUGGCCCCGACUUCCCUGACCUCAGCGUCAACCGGAACGAGGACCCUCUGGUAAUGUUGGCCUGGAGGUGUACUCAGCUGGCGGUUCUGGUGGUGCACGGUUACACGGUCUGGUCCCAUAACCUGGUGGCCAUCUCUCGGCUCCGUGGCUCCAGUCUCCGCGUUCUGACCGUCUCCGAGGAGAGCAUCGACUUCGACCCGGACCAGUCCCUGUAUGUGGAGGGAGACCCUGUCCACAACCUGGUGAAGGAGGUGUCUCUGGGACUGGGCCAUGUUUGGCACCCCUGCCUGGACUUCAGCAGGGUUUUGUCUGAGCCCACCCAACACUUCCACCGCGAGCUGCAUGCCUUCUGCACGGGAAUGUAGGCAAGGGACGGCGAGCCGAAGCCGGACGGGGCCGGGCCUAACGAGUCCAGGUUGAGUCAGACCUCUGAUCCUAAAGCAGCUCUAAUCUAAAACUUCAAGUGAACAAAGUUGUUUUUAUUUUAUUUUUAUCACAGAAUCAGUCCUGUUGAUUUUUACAGAAACCACAAAAAACAUUCAGCUUCUGGUGGGUUUCAUUUGUCUGUUAAAACGAAUCACCUGCUGCUUCUAACACCAGUCUGACCCGGUCUGGCCUGGCCCGGUCCAGUCUGGUCUGACCCGGUCCGGUAUGACCCGGUCCGGUCUGGUCUGACCCGGUCUGGUCUGGUCUGGCCCGACCCGGUCUGGCCCGACCCGGUCUGGUCUGACCCGGUCUGGCCUGGCCCGACCCGGUCUGACCCGACCCGGUCUGGUCUGACCCGGUCUGGCCUGGCCCGACCCGGUCUGGCCCGACCCGGUCCGGUAUGACCCGAUCCAGUCUGGUCUGACCCGGUCCAGUCUGGCCCGACCCGGUCCAGUCUGGUCUGACCCAGUUCGGUCUGGUCCAGUCUGGUCCGGUCUGACCUGACCCGGUCUGGUUCGAUCCGGUCUGGCCCGAACCGGUCUGGUUCGGUCCGGUCUGACCGGUCCAGUCUUGCCCGACCUGGUUCGGUCUGGUCCAGUCUGGUCUGACCUGGUCCAGUCUGGCCCGACCUGGUUCGGUCCGGUCUGGCCCGGUCCAGUCUGGCCCGACCCGGUCCGGUCUUGCCCUCACAUAUUCAGCUCUGUGUUUGUCACCUUUACUUCAGAGCUUCUCUGUAUGAUGUUUUGUUUUUCGUCCAUUUUUGUUCCACAAUGCUUGCCGUACCUCCCCGCUCUGAGUGUUCUCAACCUUUCUGUUGUAUUUAGUCUUCCGUGUGGGCCGUUGUCGCCUGAGAAGGCUUUGUGUGUCCUUAAGUCUGGGUUUAUUAUGAUCCUGCUCCCAGCUGGAACAGGCUGGGUGAUGGAUUGACUCUUAGUUUGUAAAUCAGCAACUUCCUGGGCAACAAAACCAAAGCUGCUGCUUUCAUUUCCCGUCGCUCGGAUUCGGGAGCCUCGUCAGCAGGACGGGAAGCUCUAGUGGAAGUUCAGGAGCCAGUUUCAGGAUUAGAGUCAAACGAGCGACCUUCUUGGCACCUUACCGACAGUGUUGAGAAGAUUUUUGUUACCUGCUUCCUGUCCUGCUCACUUCCUGAUGAGCCUCAGCGGACAGCCCCUCUGACUGAUGUUCAGAACCAGAACAACAACAUUAAUGUGUUCUGUCUUCUACACUGGUUGUAAAUUUUACCCUUUUUUCUUUAUUGGUGAUUAUUCCGUGCAUUAUUUCAGAUUCAGAGCCUGUUUCCAGCUCUUCUGUUUGGUGGAAAUGUAAUUUUAAUUACUUGCUGACAUUGAGGCACCAGACGGGCUCUGAGAUCUUAAACUAUUCUAGAAAAAAGGCUGUUUUAUUUGUUUGUUUGUUUUUUGUUUUGUAGAAGCAUAUUUGUGUUCUUCCAUGUUCUUGUUGAGGCCGAGCUGAAGCAGCAGCUGUAGGCGCGGCUCUGGGGUGGCAGAUUUACCAGCAGCACUGUAGGAAGGAAAGCCGUUCCUCGUUGAAGAACGUUUCAGGGUGACGAGCAGAGACAGGAAACGGGGAUUCGCUGAGGUGUUGUUCAUCCAGACCCCAGCUGGUGCACAAGCGGGUCCUGCUUGGUGCUGCUUCUGCUGUGGUUCCUUCAGCACAUCAAGGUUCCUGGACGUGUGGCUGAAGGUGCGCUGUCGCCUCAGGUGUGCCUGUGACAUCACUCCAACAGUGUGGUGGUGUGGAGGAGAAGGAUGUACUAAACAAUCAGUCUUUUUUUUUAUUUAUCUUGAGUCACAGUUGCCUUGGAAACGCCCUCACUUUCUCCAGAUAGUUGUUCUUGUAGACGAUGCUGAUGUUUAUCUUGCCGUCCGACAGAAGCCCUCCCUCUGCUUCAGUUUCGAGGGUUAGCGAACUUUAAUCGUACAUUUGUUUCUGAAGAUUAAGGUUGACAAAGACUAAAGAAAGGCAAGACCUAGCUGCUCGUUGCACACGUCUGUGUCGGUGUUUGACCCGCUGGGCCUGAGCACGUCUGAGCUGACAGGAGGACGUCUGACUGACACGGCCGAUCUUGUGUUUCCAUGUUUGUUCACAAAGUGCUAGCACGAUCGACACGUUUGUGCCCAAGGCGGGCGUUGGUGAUGUCUGACGUCCCGCAAAGGUGUUUACCAAGAAAAUUCAAGUCAGGAAGAGCCGUCGUCAGACGAAUCUGCCUCCUCAAUGGCGUCAGCUCAGGACAAAGGCGCUGUGGGUUAUUAUGGUCUGUCGUUUACCAAGAUGACCUCCUGAUGUGGAACUGUUGACAUCACCCAGCACUUUACUCGUUUCCGAAUGAGUCGGCCCCGGCGACGGGCCCACGGUUACCAAAUGUUCUAGUGAAGGGACCUUGAUGGUUCGGCCAUGAUGAUCUGUACAGUCCUCGGUUCAUAUCUCAGGAUAAAAGCACUUUGGUACCAGGACGGCGGUGAAGGACACACCAGCAUGAUGCAUCCAGAACUAGACAUGUUGGCUUUGUGUUUUAAGAUCUCCUGUGAAGGAUUUUAAUGCAAGUCUUUUAGAACUUCUGUCAGACGUCCGUGUCGGUCAGAGGCAGAAAAUCAGCAUUGUCUUUUUUUAAGUUGAAUGUACGUCAGACUAGCUAGAAAACCUCUUUGUUUUAUGUUCCGUUUGCUUUUUACAGUCGGUUUUACCGGCUCUGGUUACCGUUGUUUCAAGUGUCCUCGUGUUGGAGACCCAAAUGCGUCCGCGGGACGGAGUCUCCGUUUGCUUUUCCAGAUGUAACCCUGGGCAAAAAAAAAUAAACAUUUCAGUUAUUUACAAAACUCCCAACAACAGUUUCCUCCUCUGACGUCUGUUGCCCGCCGGCUCAAGAACAGUCUGAUGAAAGCACAUCCUGGUCCGUUUUUGUGUCCGAGGGCUGGAGGAACUCGCCUCCAAAACCAAAUUUAAGUUAAGAGUGUGAUGUUCUUCUAAAGAGACCAGAACCGACUCAAACACGUGAACAGUGUUCGAAACUCUGAGCUUUCGGUUCUCCAGUCUGGCGAUUUUUGGCUACGGAGGCUAAAAUUUGAGCUGUCCGAAAGUUUCCGAGUCUUUUUGCUUCCCAGACCUUUGCUCUCCGUAGUUUUGUGUUAGACGUUGGUUGUUGCCGUUAGUUUGCGCUUUAGAGACGCGGCGUCACGCGCUACGGCGUUACGCGCUACGGCGUUACGCGCUACGGCGUUACGCGCUACAGCGUUACGCGCUACAGCGUUACGCGCUACAGCGUUACGCGCUACGGCGUUACGCGCUACGGCGUUACGCGCUACGGCGUUACGCGCUACAGCGUUACACGCUACGGCGUUACGCGCUACGGCGUCACGCGCUACGGCGUUACGCGCUACAGCGUUACGCGCUACGCCAUCGCACACCACUGCGUAUAUUCCCCAUGUGGGUGUUUUAACUUCUCUUGUAGUGUGCCUGUAUAUUUUGCGUACGUUUUCACAUGUAUCCGGUAUAAAUGCGUGAACGAGCUGUUAGUUGUGAAAUGUUUUACGCACACCUGAGAGACUGAGUGUGUUAGUGUGUGUGUGUGUGUGUGUUUAGUAGUGGAGUUCUAUCACUUCUGCCGCAGAACGGGACAGGAACAGGAGUCGUUCGCUCUCAGGGUGCGGUCGGGUUCCUAAACGGCGGAGGAUGGAAGGGAACGUCCGCUCAGGCCUCUCAGGAGUCGGUGGAUCUGUUCUCCUCUGAUGAAGCUGCCAAAGAUCUCCGUAGAGCAGCCGGGUCCGUCUGAAGUGCCCGUCCACAAACAAACGCAGUAUUGUCUCUGAUAUUUAGUUUGUCCAAACCCGUCUUCGCUGGAGCUCAGAAACCGUCUGAUGUGAGUUUGGAGGGAAUUCAAACCAAAGCAGACUUGGACCGCGGUACUGGACCCAACAUUGUUGCACAUCUCAAAACGUGGCCGGUUUGUUACCUCUGAAUGGCUCUCAGGGUUCAUGUUAACAAGACAUCAUUAAUCAAACCCAGAUUCAUCACUGAGUGGCCGGAGCUUCAGCAGCCAGCUCGCCGCCGCCAUCGUCGCUCAUCGGUUUCUGUCUGAGGUUCACUGUGAGGAGCGAGUGAAUGUAAAGCAAAAGGCGCAGGCUUCAGCCAUGACUCCUACAGAUGCUUCCAGAUGUUACUGAUAUCAGAAAUGCCCGAUGGGAUAUCUUCUGCUCAAUGGGAACGCUUAUUCCUGCUGUUGGCGUGUUCUCUGCUAAGGGCGGGACAUUUCACGUGGAGGGUUCGGUUCCUCGGGUUGGCUAACUACGCGGCUGUAGCUUGUGCAUGAAAGUAAAUCUAAACAAAUGUAGUAUAUAUUUUUUCACUUUGAGUGGUCUGAUUUGGGCCAAGUUCCACCGGAAUAGCAGCUGGUCUGAGCCGAGCGGGAGUGUGUGUGUUUCUGCGAUGCCAUGCGUCGGCCGUGUUUUCGGGCCUUUUGUGUCUGGUACACAAAAAUAAAAACAGCCUACUGAGAGCGCGUCAGACGUGAAAUCUAGGUGCUUCUGCCUGUAAAAUGAGUCGGUCUCACGUUCUGAACCAGUGUGGCGGGUGAAGACGUUGCCAUGAGAGGAAGCUGACUGGUUUCUGCUGCACGAAGGCUCAAGUUUGAUGAGUAGAAAGAGCUUUAUAUGUAAAAACGUUUGCCAUGAAAGUGGUUUCAAAGGCUCUAGAGGCGAGGAACGGGUUCGUAAGAGCAGCCGUGCUCGGCCCAGUCUGCCUCUUUAGUUCUCUUGUUGUUUUGAACGCCGUGUGUUUUUCUGGGUUUAUCCUGGGAGAGAAAACGGCACUCCUGCGGCCCGUUUGAUCCGGAUCCUCAGAGCUGGCCUCUCAUUCGCUCCGUCUGAGUAUUUAAACGGUCGCCAUCGCCGUGCCGUUCAGGUCCAGAUUCACACGUAUGGUUGAGUGAGAGCUCGGAGGCACAGUACACUCGUUUUCUCUCCACCUCGAUGCCAACUUUAACGUUUGUCGUGCCGACGCUCGGGAUGUUUGCAGCGUUCUGGAAAUGAAAACGUCUGAAAGGAUGAAUGAUGGUUCUGGGCUCGACGUUUAAAUGCCCUCAGAGGCAGAUUUUAGUUUCUGGAUCCGGGCUUUCCUCGCCACAAAGUUCUGCUGUUUGUUUUUUAUUGUUGAAUUUCACUAAACGCUCCAACAACGGAGCCAUCUGUGAGCCCACAAAGGGCCGGACCCGUGCAGGAAUGUGAUCCUGGUGUGUUUCAGCCUCAUGGAGGAAAACGAACACAGGAAGUCCACCGUCGUACAAUCAGUGUUUGGACGCGUCGGCGGGAUUGUUUCCAGAAAUCUAGUUUCCUCCCGUUUUUGGUGCCAGUCAGCUGCUGCUGAUGAUGAGUGGGUUAUUUAUGGUAUGAACUUGUACCUGCUGCUAUGUAGUUGUAGAGAAACGACAAAAGGCGCUGAUUUUUGGACCCGGUGGUUUUGGUGCAGAGGUAUCGGAGCUCAGCAGCCGCGGCCGGGACGUUUCUGGCUGCUAAACAAAGUCUUUCUUGUGGAGAGCCAAAGGUCCUCAUUAUCCAGGCAGGUGAGCCUGCUGCCCGGUCCGGCUCACAGCUAUGCAAGACGAGUGCACAUACUCCAAACCCGUAGUCUCACCUGUCGGAGUGGUGAAGAUGUACGCUAGGAAGAGGUUGCAGUGACAAUACUUGGCCUUACGACCGUUUGUGGGAUCUUGAGUCGUUUCGUCUUCAGAUGUCUGGAUUCUGGCCGGCCCGAUGGCGGCGGCAGCAGUGGUGAUGGCGGCUCACUCUUGGUCUCUGUGAGACUGGCUAGACGGCCCCAGUUUUAUCGUGGUACGAAUGUUGUGCAUUUGUUUAAAAUCAGGACAGUUUGCAUUAACAGCAGUUUUACUAGUGGCUACAAGGGGGCAGUGCUGACGACGCCCGGCUGCGUCUGUAGAAAACCAUAGAGGAAGAAAUAUAAACUAUAUGCAUAAAUAAAGUAUAUAUAUAUAUAUAUAUAUAUAUAAACUCACACAGUGCAUACUUGUAUAGGUGUCAACAAGCAUCAUCGUGUUCUGUAACACCUGUCCGGGUUCAGUUUCUGAACAUGAAACGUGUAAAAAACCACAGACUUUGUAAAUCAGACGCUGUUGUUGUGGUUUGUUUGUUUAUUUUCCAGAAAUGGGUUUUAACCAUCAUUACUGUUGAAUGUUCCGAGUGUAAAAAGCUGUUUGCAAAAGAAAGACUGGACCCAAAACACAGCUGGGUGGGCUCGGGUCUGCAGCGACCCAUCUUACAUGCUGAAUCAGCUGAUUUGCUUCAGGUACGUCUGGAGCGUUCCCAACACGGAUCAAAAAACAGCCUCUUCCCCAAAGUCUGGCUCACGUCUGAUUAAUGUAGAAUCUGUUCUUCCCAGUUGUGUUUUGGACGGGUCUGCAGGGAAAGAGGCCGAGGGCCAUGUUGGAAAACGCCACAAAAAAAAAGAAAAGGCACAUGGAUGAUGACACCUGAGGGUCCACCUGCCCAGAGUUGAUUUGAGUUGAUGUUGAAUGAAUGCUUCUUUUUUUUUUAAGCCAGUGAAUAAAAAUAUUUUAAAAAGUCA
Messenger RNA from Nothobranchius furzeri (turquoise killifish), 8333 nucleotides. RefSeq names its product F-box only protein 33. Gene Ontology annotation, biological process: positive regulation of protein ubiquitination. Gene Ontology annotation, molecular function: protein binding. Lineage: Eukaryota; Metazoa; Chordata; Actinopteri; Cyprinodontiformes; Nothobranchiidae. The record is from RefSeq and is a predicted model, not a curated record.